CUUGCAUUCACUUCUCCUCAUGUUCUUGUCGUGGCUGCAGAGCAUUUGCAGCAUGGAUACAAUCUUUGAGAUUGGGCAGUGAUUGUGAUCCGCCUUUGUUACGUUUUCUUCGGUUGCACUCAUCAAUGCACUUCGCAUCGAUUUCAUCGACACGAGGUUCCUCAUCGUGCAAGUGGACAGGCCUGAUAAAUUCGUUAUGGCCAAUGGUGCUAUGCGGAUAGCAUGCAGGGUGCACCUCAACCGCAUUGAAAUAUCAAGAUCAUAUUUUAUGGACGUGUAGCCAGGGCUUGGUUGUCUAUCUGACUUUGCUAUCUAUGUCAACUUCGUCUUUUGAAUCCUUAAACUUGGACGAGUUCUCUUUGGAGAACCCUGUCAACUGCUCCGCAGGCCGGCGCAGCCGCUUGGUGUAUUUGAGUCGUGAUAGUGCUCACUUCGCCGAAGUGGAAGACCUUUUCAAUAAGGGAUGGCGACAUGGCAAGAAAGUCAGGCCACAUAUACAAGGAAUCUUUAAGAUCCUCUGGCCCGACAGCAAUCUUGAGCCAUAUCUACAGUACAGGAAGCAGGUGCAGGCCCACGUAAGAGCUCGGAACGAGGCAGGGAACGAGAAGUUGCUCUUCCACGGUACAAACAGGGCAUGUCUCCUGGGAGAAACGUCGAGGAACAUUCUGCUGUGUGGCCUCAAAGAGUGCUAUCUUUGUUCUAUCCUACGGUCAUCUUUUGAUAUCAAGAAAUGUGGCACGAAGAACGCUUUCAAGAGGUUUGGGCAUGGGAUAUAUACCUCUGCUUGCUCAUCUAAAGCUGAUGAUUAUUCAUGCAACUUGUCACAAGAUGCACGCCUCCGCACCUUGCUAGUCAAUCGUGUUGUAGUCGGGAGGCCAUACAAACGGUACAGGAAUGCACCUAAGCUCGUAAAACCUCCCGAUGGUUUCGAUUCCAUUACUGGUGAGAUUGGCUGGGACCUGAACUAUGAGGAAACCGUAUGCUACACAAAUGACGCUGUGCGUCCUGCAUAUCUCGUCGUAUAUGGACAUAAACCCAAAAAUUCGCCUAAGCCAAGCUUUAAGACCCUGAUGUCGACGAUAUUCAAGACACCGUUAGUCUCAUGAACCAAUGUUUGAAUUUACCCUUACAUCCAUGAUAAGCAUGGGGACGCUCGAGGGACACUGUUUAAUUAUUUAUUCGAAGCAGCCAUCUACUUUUUGUAUAAUUCCGCAGAAUGAUGAAAAUUUGUGCAAUGAAGCGUGG
Suillus plorans is the source of this 1245-nucleotide messenger RNA. RefSeq names its product ADP-ribosylation. The record is from RefSeq and is a predicted model, not a curated record. Lineage: Eukaryota; Fungi; Basidiomycota; Agaricomycetes; Boletales; Suillaceae. The transcript is spliced from 8 exons. Bases 315 to 1106 code for a protein of 263 amino acids. Gene Ontology annotation, molecular function: NAD+ poly-ADP-ribosyltransferase activity.